This is a messenger RNA of Suillus clintonianus, 822 nucleotides long. RefSeq lists its product as uncharacterized. The transcript has 5 exons. The coding region runs from base 100 to 822 and encodes 240 amino acids. The record is from RefSeq and is a predicted model, not a curated record. Lineage: Eukaryota; Fungi; Basidiomycota; Agaricomycetes; Boletales; Suillaceae.
AGCAUGAAAACAUGAGGUCACGCACUAUGAAAGAUCGGUGGUGUAUGAUAUCGACUUUGCUUAUCAUAGCAUCUUUCUUGUCACUAUCAGAUACAUGGCAUGGCACUUCGAUCGCCGGCGUCUUCUUUCCCCACGGAAUACCUCCCUGAGCCGGAAAUGAAGGGGGAGGGUAAGAACUGGUGUCCCUAUGAAGGGGCGUUGUACAAUGCGAAUAGAAGUGCAAAAGGCUGUAUGAAAAUCACAAUUCGACCCGAAGAGCUCGCCAAUGAAUCGAAAGAAGACUUGCCUCCACUGGCCCUUCCAUCAGACCCCCCUCAUGGUACGCCAACCCCAUUACCGGGGUAUUAUCCGUUAGGAACGGAAAAUGUUGCAAGGUUCGAAGACGCCGUUGUUCGAUCAUCGGGCGCAACUGCGUUGCAAAAAGUAGUAUCCAUCCAUUCAGAAUCUUAUCGAGUCUCGACGCAAGGCGCAGCACAACAUCGUCCUCACGUGCUUAGCAACGGGUGGUGCUUGUUCAGUCACGCACACGGAUUGGAUGUAUGGGGUAACAACAAAGGGUCUGCUGCGGCGUUGCGCUGGCGCAACCCAGUUCACCUACCUCAUAAGCUUAUGAAAAUGAAACCCUUUCCCUGCGAUUGCAUGACGUCGGGAAUACUAUAUGGGGUUGAGCGAAAAGAGCGACUAGUGAAUACACUAAAGUCGAUCCGCAGCUUGAAUGAUAGCGCUCUUAUCUCGCUAAUGAUCACAAGCAAUCUCAACCAAGGCGAAAUCGGUAAAAUGACCCCUGACUACCGCGUCGCCAGAAAGGGAAAGGGAGGAUAA